This is a messenger RNA of Schistosoma rodhaini, 1298 nucleotides long. Lineage: Eukaryota; Metazoa; Platyhelminthes; Trematoda; Strigeidida; Schistosomatidae. The record is from the annotation of a GenBank genome assembly.
AGGUUGUGUCGCGCUAGUGCAAUAGUUAAAGUACUGGUGGGAAAUUAAAAUAUGAGUUUUCUCCGAUAUGUUCAUCACUGUUUUAUUCUUAUAAAUCCAUUAUGCCUGUUUCACUAAUCGUCAACUCAUUUUGUGGACUAUAGAAGUUAAAACAAACCUAUUUUUGACUAGUCAUACUUAAUUGCAAAUCAUAACCUGUAAAACGGUGAAUAAUAUCUAAAGAAGUCAAAAUAACCAUUCAGUUGAAUAGUAACAAACAACUUAUGUUUCAGAUGGCUGAACUAUUUCUAGACCCGUCUAUUCGAUCCUGGGUAUUCCUUCCCCUUGUAAUAAUUACUUUUCUCUUUGGAGUUUUACGCCACUACAUGACUAUCAUGUUCAGUAGUGAGAAAAAGGGUGAACUCGAGAAUAUCGGCGAUAGUCAUGCUUUAAUCCGCAGCAGACUUUUACGUGAAAAUGGAAGAUUCUUGCCGGCAAAAGCUUUUAAAAUGCGCAAGUAUUUCUUCAAUGAUAAGGAGCAUGGGUUUUUCAAAACACAAAAGCGAGAAAGUCCAAUGAAUAAUCCGAUGGCUGAUCCUUCAAUGGCAACUGAGAUGCUUAGAAGCAAUGCCCUCAAUAUGGUUCCAAUGAUUGUUAUUGGCAGCUGGAUCAACUGGGCUUUUUCAGGUUUUCUGACCACAAAAGUCCCGUUUCCACUCACUUAUCGAUUUAAGCCCAUGCUUCAAAGGGGCUGUGAGUCGCUUACUUCUCUGGAUGCAUCUUGCUUCUGGGUGAGGGGGAGACGAUCUAACUUCCUGUGUUUUCGUAAUAACAUCAUCACAAACUUUAGUAUCAAUUUCUGAGGAUAACAUGUUACUACUGGUAGAUGCUACACAAAUGGAUAUAACUUCCUGUUGUUGAUGUUUUUUAUCUCGGCCGUCUGACAAAGAGUUCUCAUUAUCGUCGAUGCUUUCAUGCCCUGAUAGCUCGUCAAUAUUAUUAUUUGAUUUAGUCUUGAAUUCCAUCUCAUUUCUCUCCUUUUUCUUAUGACUGACUGUUUCUUUUGCUUUUUUCCUAUAUGAAAAAAACCAUUCUGAGUCUUUGAAAAGUUCAUAAAAACAAUCAAAAAAACGGGAUAAUCAGUGAGGAAAUUGUACACGGUUAAUAGGUCCAGUUUAAUCAAGUAAGCCGUUUGUAUGUAAUUGAAAGAACAUUUAGAUUUUAGAUAAACCAACACUGAUUAAUUUAGCAUCUCAUGACUAAUUUAAUAUAACAAUGAAGAAUCCGACUAAAUAUUGAAAAUUUAGAUAAUUGGCUAC